Pelodiscus sinensis (Chinese soft-shelled turtle) is the source of this 5983-nucleotide messenger RNA. Lineage: Eukaryota; Metazoa; Chordata; Testudines; Trionychidae. The record is from RefSeq and is a predicted model, not a curated record.
AGGAGCCACCACCAAAUGGAACACAAGUUAACUUAAACCUAGAGGAAGCUGGUGACAUCUGAAAGAGGGAAAAGUGAGGCAGCAGUGCUCCCUUGCUUUCUAUCUGAUCUAUUGGGAGUUCAGGUUGGAGUAUGUUUGCUACUUAGCAGGCAACUGCAAUUCAGGCACAAGUUAUUGUAAACUCAGAGCGUGAAUAUGGGUGAAAAGAAACCAGAGCCUCUGGACUUCGUAAAAGAUUUCCAGGAAUAUCUUACUCAACAAACACACCAUGUUAAUAUGAUUUCUGGAUCUGUCAGUGGGGACAAAGAAGCAGAUACCCUUCAGGGAGCUGGGGCAGAUGGUGAUCAGAAUGGACUAGAUCAUCCUUCUGUUGAAGUUUCACUGGAUGAAAACUCAGGAAUGUUAGUGGAUGGGUUUGAAAGGACAUUUGAUGGAAAGCUGAAGUGUCGAUAUUGCAACUAUGCCAGCAAAGGAACAGCACGGCUUAUAGAGCAUAUCAGAAUUCACACAGGUGAAAAGCCACACAGAUGCCAUCUAUGUCCAUUUGCAUCAGCCUAUGAACGUCAUUUAGAAGCGCACAUGCGAUCACAUACUGGUGAAAAACCAUACAAAUGUGAAUUGUGUUCCUUCCGCUGCAGUGACAGAAGUAACCUGUCUCAUCAUCGUAGACGCAAGCAUAAAAUGGUACCUAUAAAAGGUACUAGGUCUUCCCUAAGUAGCAAGAAAAUGUGGGGGGUUUUGCAGAAGAAGACCAGCAAUCUGGGCUACAGCAGAAGAUCACUAAUUAAUUUGAGUCCACCUUCCAUGGUAGUUCAGAAACCAGACUAUCUUAAUGAUUUCACCCAUGAAAUCCCAAAUAUUCAAACUGAAGCAUAUGAUACCAUGACAAAAACAACACAGACUAGUGGUCUGCCACGAGAGCCACACGACCUUAUGGUAGACAAUCCAUUAAAUCAGCUAUCAACAUUAGCAGGACAGUUGUCUAGCUUACCACCUGAAAACCAAAACCCAGCAUCUCCUGAUGUUGUACCAUGCCAAGAUGAAAAGCCUUUUAUGAUACAGCAGCCUACUGCACCAGCAGUAGUUUCAUCUGUGUCAACAAAUAUUCCUCAAAGUUCAUCUCCUACUAGCCCGGAUUCUCGGCCGCCACACAGUCAAAGGAACUACAGUCCAGUGGCAGGUCCAAGCAGUGAUCGCAGUGGCCAUACUAGUACUCCUAGCAUAAGUAACAGUCAGCCAAGUACUCCGGCUCCAACCCUUCCAGUUCAGGAUCCUCAGCUUCUGCAUCACUGCCAGCACUGUGACAUGUAUUUUGCAGACAAUAUCCUUUAUACUAUUCACAUGGGAUGUCAUGGGUUUGAAAAUCCUUUUCAGUGCAACAUAUGUGGGUGUAAAUGUAAAAAUAAGUAUGAUUUUGCUUGCCAUUUUGCAAGAGGUCAACAUAACCAACAUUGACUGAAAAUGUGUUUUCAUUUAGUUUUUUUUAAUGUAUUUCAUAUUUGCUGAAGGAUAUCGUGCUCAUCCCCAACUAAAAAAAAAAUCUAAUUAAUAAAUUGACAGUGGAAGCAAAAUUCUUUCCAUGUUCCUGUCCAUAAAAUAUGCCAGGGAUGUUUUACUCAUGGAGAAGGAAGUUUGGUCACUCUGAGGAUUGGCCUGCAAUAAUAUGUUUUAUGUUUGUUACAUUUAAAUUUCUUGCACUUAAAAUCCAGGAAAAAUACAUUCUACAAAUACCAAUCCAGAUUGUGUCAUUUAAACGUAGGUUGCAAUCAUCCGAUUAGGUAUUAAACAACAAAAGAGAUCUUGGUAUCUAAAAUAUGCUAAAAGUUGAUGAUAAUAUGAAAUGUAUGUUAAUAUGGAAACCAUAUUUCUACUUAUAAAGUAACUGCUGACGAGAAUGGAUAAAAUAAUUGCUGUCAGUAAAGAAUAAACUUUUGUGCAUACAUACAAUUUGAAUAUAAAAUGUGUCAGUUUCAUCUGACCAAGAUAUCAGAUUUUUAGUAAAUUCUGAAUUAUUUUGUGUUAGGCCUUUAAACUGCUCUAUUUUUGCUCUGUUUUGUUUUUGUAAGAAAUAGAUUAUAGAUGGGAAGAAAACUAGAAGGUACACACACGCACGCGUGCACACGCACCCACCACACCACCCCACCCCCCCCCCCCCCCCCCCCCCAAUAAGAAAUAGAAAGUAGGCAGUUUUGCUUGAGGACUGUUUUCAUUUUCAAAAUGGUCAAGACAUUCCUACUUGAGUUAUAUAUAUAUAUAUAUAUAUAUAUAUAUAUAAAUAAAAGAACUCAAGUGGGAAAAAAAGUCAUAUUUUAAUUAACUAUCUUGCUAGGUUGCCUAUAUGUUUGGAAGUUACACAUGCUGGUGUAUACACAUUACAACUGACAUGGAAUAAUGUGCCACUGGUCUACCAGAGUCUGAGUUUGUUACCCUUCUGGACCUGCUUAAAAGACCACCUCUCUCCACCACCCCCGCAUUGUUUGUGCGGGAAGACAGGCAUAGGAAUAUUGGAGACUACAGUGUGAAUCUGUGAUUAAUAUUGUUUCUGAAGAUGUACAUGCCGUCCCCUGUAUGGGUUAACUUUUUUAUAUAGUAAAUCUUGAUCAUUGUAAAAGCACCUACUAAUGGAAUGGGCACUUUAAUAAGAAUCUGAAUAAAACAUCCUUGCAAAGUUCCAUGAAAGCACUAGAUAUUUAAACACCUGAAUUUAUCACAUUUCAGAAGAGUGAAUAACUUUCACUGUAUUUUGCAAUGCACUUUGACUUUAUUUCAUUUUGUACUAUUUGUCAUAAGACAAGUUUUUUGUUUUUGUUUUUUUAAAUAUACUAUCCUUGUGAACAUGGACAUCCAAGAUAAAGAGUCCAUGUUUUGUGCACAAUAGGGCAAGACUUUAAAAUGGGGAUUUGGGGGGAUUUUCCCCUGGGGACAUCUGAAUGGCAGAUGUAGGGAUCUGUCCAGAAAUUUCUGUUGUUCUGGAGCAAGAUCCAAAAUCUGUUGAAGUCAACUGAAAGACUUGUUUAUUUUGGUGGGCUUUGGAUCAGGGCCUUGGAGACCAGGCUUUGCCAGAAGAGUUGUGAUACUGGGAAUUUUUCACUAUUAUUUAAUUAGAAGUUUGGGACUUGAGUGCAUGGCUCUACAUUUGUCUAGUAUAAGACUAUUUUUCAUCCUUAUAAUAGCCAAUGAUUUGUGUAGGUAUGUUAUUUCAUUGUGGCUGAUUGAGUGUAGUGUUUAUGAUUGCAGAAGUUAAAAACAGAAAAAGGCUAAUAGGCCAUAUAAUUCACCCCCUGCCAAUUCAGAAGUGGUCUUUACAAUAAAUCACUAGUUAAUAUCAGAGGUGAACUUCCUGGCUAUGAGUUUGAUCCAAAAUCCAUUGACUUCAGUUGACUUUUUUAUAAAACACUUAAGUUUUUGCAUAAAUAAACUUAAGAAUAUUUGGAGAAUACAAUUGCUUAACUACUAUACAUUUUAACAUAAUCAAAAUUUACUAAUUUUUUUUAGAAUUGCUUUUUAAAAUUACACUUCACAAAGAGAACAAAUCUAUAGUUAUAAAAUGUUUGUGCAUAAACAGAGACCUAGAUAUCUGGAAUCAUACACUUGAAUAUCUGUUUUCAUUUUGAAGAUUGCACUAAAUGCUGAAUGAACUAAUCUAGUUGAGGAGAAGCUGUUGCUUUUGUACAGGUUCUAUAAACUGCAAUUUUUUUUUACAAACAAUAGAGUUUGGGAAAAAAUACAUUCUGAAUAGGUCAUAAUUGUAUUGGACAAAUAUCCGUGUACUUUGUUUCAAUCUAACAUCAGCUGAGGCAUGAGUAUUGUACAUAAAACAAAAUGCAAUUAUUACUGUUAGACUAUUAGAAAAACUAAUUGUCUGAUUAGCCCCAAAGGAAAACAUUUGAUACUGUGCUAUACCAGAUAACAUAGUUUUUUUUCUAAAGUUUUUUGGGACUUUGGGGAAGCCAUUAAAUCUACAUGUUUAGGAUUAAACCAGCUAUUCUCAUUUGGAAUUGUGACACAUCAUACAUUAGUUUUAAUAUUGGGUAGUAGAAGUUGCAUAUUGCAACUGCUUGCUGAUUGAAAAUAUACAGACAUUUGCUGUGUGAGACUAUUCCCUUUUAAGUCCAUGGCAAAGCCUGUAAUUCCAAAUUCUACAAAAAUUUUAGAGUUUUUAUCCUUCAUAUCACUAUUCUUGUUUUGAUGCUUAGGUCUAGAGCUUGCAUUAGUAUCCCCUAAAACCAUUCAGUACUUGAAUCAACAUGUAUGUAAAAACCAUGCCUUGGAACUCUAGCAAAAUUGUUCCCAACCUGGUCCAUGCACUACAAAGAUGUACCAGGGCACCUACAGAAGUGACUAGAAAUAAGAGGAUGCCUGCCUAACUCAAUUGCAAAGGGAGCCUUCAUUGGAAGCUGGGAAAUGAUUCACAUGACAAUAAAUAGUGGGGACUACUAAACAGUAGUAUGAAAAUUUGAAAACUUGUGGACCCUACAUGGCAUAUUUUGAUGCUAUUGGAUGUUAAUAAAUUGUAUUCACUUCAGCAAAGUACCCAAGGAAAUUAUAAAAGAGAGGAGUAGAGAAUUGAAACAUUAACUCUUAAAAACAUGUAACAAUUAUAACCAAAUGUUGCUUGUCUCAUACAAGUAGCUCCAUACUCUGCAGAAUUUGGCAUUCAAACCCUGAUCUUACACUAGAGUCUGUGGGGUGGACCCCACUAACUUCAUUGGUGCUCCAGGCACACUCAGUUUUAGAAUUGGGACUGUACGUUACUUAGAAAGCAUAUUGCUGUGUUUUCUGUUGUGCCAAACAGUGAUUUGAUAACACUUAUUUCCUUCAAACUACUAAGUAUGUUUGGAAGGUUCAUUUUGGUUUUAUUAAAAUGGUAGUUUUUCAUAAUUUUGUACUAAAUUGUACAUAGUCUAAUAUUUACUAGAAUGUAAAAUAAAAGAGCACAAUUAAUAUUGCAAAGCUGCUUAUGGAUGUGAUCCUGCAAACUUUAUUCUCACAAAUAAGCUUUAUUCUUACAAAAGUCAAUAAGAAAUACAAGUCACAAAGGAUUUGUAGGAUCAGGCCCUAGAUUAGUAAAACUUUCAUAGAGAAUUCUAAAUGUGCUUAUCUGCACUAACUUUAAAAACAAAUCUGUAUAUCAUUUUAUAAGAAGCUGUUUAGCUUUUUAAUUUGUAUUAACAAGGAAAGUUCAGGAUAUGAGUUGAAGCUUUUCCACAGGUUAAGCUCUAUAUUUGGAAAACAUUAACUUUGUUACUUUUUAUUGUUAUGAAAUAUUUUAUAAAACUGUUGUACAAUUUUAAACAUGCACUAUUUAUCAUACUCUUAAUACAGACGUCUGAGGAUUUUCUGUUCAGUGAUCCUUCAGAUAUUGGAUUGAAGAUGUGGGUAGGAGAUUAAUGGUCUCAGUUAAUAUUUAAAAUAAACCAACUGUGAAGCAACUAACAGAAUAAUAUUUGAUUUUUCCAAAUGCAAUGUUUAGCUUUGGAUGGCUUUUAAAAAACAUUUUAUUUGUAAUAUAACCUACAGCUCUCAGUGCAAGAAAAAGGCAUAUUCUGAUGUUAUUUCAUAGCAGAAUUUGAGCUAUGUUGGACAUGCUUUUGUUAUGGAUUUUUUUUUCCUUAAAGGGAAUUUCAGUAGAAAGUUUCCCAUCAGUUUAAGUUUCUGUGAAAAUACAUAGUCAACAGAUGUUCUGUUGCAGGGUGAGGGGUGGGAGAGUGGGAGUAUUUCCCUGCUGAGGCAUUUUUCACUGAGAAAUCUUAGCAUAUGAUAAUUCCAGCUUCUAGUUCCUGCUUUGUUAAUGUGUAUUUCAAUGUAAAAAGCAUAUUUUGUAUGCAAAAGAUGAGACUUGAGUUAGUUGUAAAGCAAGUUUUAUCGUGUAGUGAUACUGUUUUUAGAAAACAAAGUUUAAUUCUGAAAUUACUAUAUCUAGUUUAGUUCAUGUUGUGGAGCUUUGUUUUGUAAGAUAUGAAUAAAAACCCCUUUCUAAUGA